Molecule: messenger RNA, 2819 nt
Organism: Thlaspi arvense
Lineage: Eukaryota; Viridiplantae; Streptophyta; Magnoliopsida; Brassicales; Brassicaceae
Source: the annotation of a GenBank genome assembly
AUAACAUACAAUAUUACAAAGCCCAAUAGAACGGGAAAAUCAGUUGAUGACGUAAGGUCUUCCCGCGCGUCUCCCAAAUGUAAGAAAAUUGAAAAUAACGUAAGUAAAAAACUUCAAUGUCUGAGCCCGGGUUCGAACCGGGGACCUUUAGUGUGUGAGACUAACGUGAUAACCGACUACACCACCCAGACUUUGGUGUCAAGGAUUCCUAUCAUUUUAUACUUAUCAAAGUGAUAUUAACGAUGAUGCUUGAUGCGGUGGUGAGAUUGUUGCCGCCGGCGUGGAAAAUCGUUACUUACCGUUACGUCUGAGUAUCAUGUCUCUGAUUCCUUAUUUAAUUUGUAUAUGAUUUGGGCCAACAUAGCGAAGAUCGGGAGAGUUUACUUCUCAACUGAAACACCCAGAAAUUUUACAAUUUCUUCUUUGAUCCUAUCCAGCGUUAUAGGGCUCCUCAAAACGCUGCGUUUUAGUUCUUCUUCCUCAGUUACACUUCUCGGCACAAUCAAACCUCAGACACACGUCGAAGUCGUCCUUAAUGGCACUCUCUCAGGUUGCGUAUUUGAUUCCACUGAAAGCAGAUUUGAAUGAAGACAAUUCGUGCCCAAGGAUAACUUUAUCCGAAGGGCCAAACACCAUCGGCCGCGGCAACGUUUCAAUCGCCGAUAAGCGUCUCAGCCGCAAACACAUCACCAUCAUCGCUUCCACGACUGGCACAGCGUCCUUGUCUGUGGAAGGAACUAAUCCGGUGGUUGUUAGGUCUUCCGGCGGCGGAGAGAGGAAGAAAGUAAACCCCCGUGAAGAGGUUUCAUUAACCAAUGAUGAUCUUAUUGAAUUGAUCCCUGGUCAUCAUUUCUUCAAACUUGUGCUUCUACCUUCUGAAAACAAUGGCGAGAAUCAGACAGGAAGCCAUGAAAGAGCAGCUAAGAAAGCUCGAAAGGCUGAAACACAAGGAAAUGAUGAUGAUGAUGUAGAGGCGAUUCGCCGUUUUUGUCUACCUGAUGAGAAACUACCUUCAACGUUUCGGCUUAUGAAUGUUAAUGGAUUGCCUGAUUGGGCUAAUACCUCUUGUGUUUCCAUUAAUGAUGUCAUUGAGGGAGACGUUGUUGCUGCAAUCCUGUCGAAUUAUAUGGUCGAUGUAGACUGGUUGGUGUCAGCUUGCCCAAAACUGGCCAGCAUUCCCCAGGUUAUGGUUAUUCACGGAGAAGGUGAUGGUAGGCAAGAGUGUAUUCAGAGGAAGAAGCCAGCUAAUUGGAUUCUUCAUAAGCCCCGGUUACCUAUAUCGUUCGGGACACACCAUUCCAAGGCUAUAUUUCUUGUCUAUCCUCGAGGAGUGAGAGUUGUGGUACACACUGCGAAUCUGAUCCAUGUUGAUUGGAACAACAAAAGCCAGGGUUUGUGGAUGCAAGAUUUCCCUUGGAAAGAUGGUGACAAAGAUACACCUAAAGCUUGCGGAUUCGAAGGUGAUCUUAUCGAUUACCUCACUGUUCUCAAGUGGCCUGAGUUCACUGCAAGCUUACCCGGUCGUGGUAAUGUCAAGAUCAAUGCUGCCUUCUUCAAAAAGUUUGAUUAUUCCGGUGCUACGGUUCGACUAAUUGCAUCGGUCCCUGGAUACCACACUGGUUUGAACUUGAGAAUGUGGGGACACAUGAAACUACGGACGAUUCUUCAAGAAUGCAUUUUCGAUAGAGAGUUCCGCAGAUCCCCGUUAGUUUAUCAGUUUUCUUCACUCGGUUCUUUAGACGAGAAGUGGUUGGCUGAAUUUGGAGCUUCUUUGUCUUCUGGUAUGACGGAGGAUAAAACUCCUCUCGGUCCGGGGGAUCCGUUGAUAAUAUGGCCUACAGUAGAAGACGUCAGGUCUUCUUUAGAGGGUUAUGCUGCUGGCAAUGCAAUUCCGAGCCCAUUGAAGAACGUGGAGAAACCAUUCUUGCAAAAGUAUUGGGCGAAAUGGAAAGCGGAUCAUAGUGCUCGCGGUCGUGCAAUGCCACAUAUAAAGACGUUCACACGUUACAGCGACCAGAACCUUGCAUGGUUCUUGCUAACCUCGUCGAAUCUUAGCAAGGCGGCAUGGGGAGCACUUCAGAAAAACAAUUCCCAGUUGAUGAUCCGUUCCUAUGAGUUGGGAGUCUUGUUUUUACCAUCCCCAGUAAAAACACGAGGCUGUAAAUUCUCGUGCACCGAGAAUAACUCGAGGACGAUGAGGGCAAAACAAGAGACGAAAGAUGAGGUAGAGAAGAGUAGGAGUAAGCUAGUGACAAUGACCUGGCAAGGAGACAGAGAUUCCCCUGAGAUAAUCUCAUUACCGGUUCCUUAUCAACUACCUCCUAAGCCAUACGCAUCCCAAGAUGUUCCAUGGUCAUGGGACCGAGGGUACUCGAAGAAGGAUGUGUACGGACAAGUCUGGCCAAGGUAGUGAUGAUAAGAGCCAUUGUGACUUGAGAGUGGUCAAGAUAGUUGAUGUUAGCUUUAGCUAUCAUCUGAAUAAUCGGAUCAGAUUAAAAUUUGUAGAUUAAUCCGGAUUAGUCCACGAUUAGAGUUGUUGAUACAGGUUUUUUAAGUCUGAAAGAAAAUUAGCAUGUCGACUUGAGACUGCCGUACGAACGAGGUUGAAAGAUUUAAAAUCUCGUGGGCCAACUAGAUCAGUUUAUGCCUUUAUAUGGAAUGGCUAAUUUUAAUUAUAUGUAUCUUUCUACAAAUCAUGUAUCUAAAUAUCAAAAUAUGAAUUAUCGAUUUAUAAUAUUUUGUGAUUUGUUUUAUUUAUUUAUUCAUGUGUACAAGCAUACUGCUAUAUUUGGAUUAUAUUAUAUGAUGUUAAUAUGUAC